This is a messenger RNA of Brassicogethes aeneus, 473 nucleotides long. The record is from the annotation of a GenBank genome assembly. NCBI's taxonomy places the organism in Eukaryota, Metazoa, Arthropoda, Insecta, Coleoptera, Nitidulidae.
UUUCGUUUGUCCAUUAACUCACAACACAGACCUAUUUAAAAAUGUUCAAAUUGGUGGUGUUGUCUGCUCUCGCAGCUGUAGCUGUAGCCAAACCAGGAUAUCUUGGAAGUCAUUUGGGAUAUUCCGCUGUUGCUCCUUUGGCGGUGCACACUCACAGUUAUGCUGUACCAGCAGCUGUCAGCAGUACAUACCGUAAAGACAUCGUCAGCCAACCAUGGGUACAAACUUAUGCUGCUCCAGUAGUUUCCGCUCCAAUCAUCCAAAAGACCAUCUUGGCUCCAGCCGCUGUUAGCAGCACUUACAGAAAGGAUAUCGUCAGCAAACCAAUCAUCUCCACUUAUGCUGCUCCAGCUUACGUUGCAGCCCCAGUAGUACACAAGACUAUCGUAUCUGCUCCAGCAUACGCUUACUCUGCUCCACUUUCUUAUGCUGCCCAUGGUUGGUAAUAAGGGACUAAAGGUUUUUGAUUUUUU